AUGUUUGAGAAGUCGCUGAGCGCGCUCAUCAAGGGCUUGCGCUCCCAUCGCGGCAAAGAUGAGGCCAAGUACGUCGCCAGCAUGCUUGAAGAGAUCCGUGCAGAAAUCAAAAGCGGCGACAUGGAAAUCAAGGCAGAGGCCGUCUUGAAGCUCGCCUACCUGCAAAUGCUAGGCUACCGCGUCUCCAGUGCCUCGUUUCACAUUCUAGAGACAAUGGCAUCUUCUAGAUACCACACAAAACACAUUGGAUACCUAGCUGCGACUCUAUGCUUUGCAGAAGACACAGAAGUGCUGAUCCUUGCUACGAACCUCAUCAAGAAAGACCUCAACUCCGCUAUGCCCCUCGAUGUCCUCGCAGCGCUGAAUGGCCUCUCACAUCUCAUCACACAGGAAUUGGCCCAGCACCUCGCUGAUGAUAUCCUGCGCAUGCUCACCCAUACCCGUCCGCUCGUGCGGAAACGCGCCGUUCUCGUGUUGCACUCGGCCAUAACCAAGUGCCCUGAAAUUCUAGAUCGCGUUUGGGAGCGCCUGCGCGAUCUGCUGUGUGAUGAAGAUCCUGGUGUUGUUACGGCCACUGUCAAUAUGAUAUGCGAGCUCGCGCGGCGUCACCCGGCACCAUUCGUGCCACUGUCGCCUCAGCUCUUUCAGAUCCUCACGACCACUAGCAAUAACUGGCUCCUUAUCAAGGUCAUCAAACUGUUUGGCGCUCUUGCUCCUGUCGAGCCGCGUCUUGUGCGCAGGCUCCUUAAGCCUAUCACCGACAUCAUCUCUACCACGCCUGCCAUGAGCGUCCUGUACGAGUGUAUUCACACCAGCAUCAUCGGCGGCAUGCUAGAGGGAGCAGGGUCCGACGAACUCGCCCGUAAGUGUGUGGACAACCUGGGCCGUUUUCUCCAGGACGUCGACCAAAACUUGCGGUUUAUUGCACUUGUUGCCCUUGGUAAAGUGGUGCCAACGCAUGCGUACCUUGUUGCGCAGCACCAAGAGACUAUAUUACAUUCCAUCUGGCAUCCCGACCUGACCAUCCGUUUGCGCGCACUCGACCUAGCCUGCCACUUGGCCUCGGAACCAGCCUCACUCCGCCAUAUUGUCGGCGUCUUAUUGUCCUACUUGGAGGAGAUGGACCUGACUAGCAUGUCCCAGAAUGCGUCGCAGGCUUUGAAAGCAGCACUGGAUGCCGACGAUGCGAUGGUCACAGAACCCGCUUCUGCACCCCACCUGUCUGUGUCUACCAACGCCACGUUCCGGGCACAAGUCGCAGAAAGCAUCCUCGACCUGGGUGCCGCCGAGAACUAUGCCCUUAUCCCCGACGCCGUAUGGUAUAUGAACGUCCUGGUUCGCCUCGCACCCCUGGUAGAUACCACGGUCGUGUCGCGUGUGGUGGAUCAGCUCACGGAAAUUGUCUUCCUCCACGCUUCGGCCCGGCAGCGCGCCUGUGAGCGGCUACAGACGCUUCUUUUGGACCCAACGCAGUAUGAGCCCAAUACUUCGACGGCAGAGCUACUCCGCGCAGGUGCCUCAAUUUGCAGCGAGUACGUGGAGUACGUCGACAGUGUGCCGCCCCUGGUCCGUGCACUAGUGCAGGAUCGUCUGUCGAACCUGCCACCUCGCUCAAUGGCCGUUUUGAUCCACAGCGCACUGAAACUCUACGCUUACUGGGCAGCCACGCUCUCAUCACAGUGGUCAAAUGUCUGCCAGGAGGAAUUUGAAGGCCUUACAAACGAUGUCAUGGCACAGCUGACCAAGUGGGCCAAGCACGAGGAUUCGGAGGUGCAUGAGCGUGCGCAAGAGGGACUGCAGUUAUUUGUCCUUAUCAAGAACAGCCUCAGUACUUCGGCGGACGACUCUUCGCAGCGACCUGAGUCGGCUAGCUCUUGGACAGAUGCUACAGCCUCGGAACAGGGCGGCCCGCGAGCGCUGCACCUACUUCUGCCGCUAUUUUACACACGAGCCCAGGAUGUAAAUGUGCCUGUGGCCCGCUUGCCAGAGCAAAUGAAUCUUCAUGCUUGGAUUGCCCCUGAAAGCUCCUGGAAAAAGAUGCUCAAGGUGGUCGACCCGGCAGGAGCACUGGGGACCCGCUCGGCACGUACCACGUCCAAAUCCAAGCAGAAACCGCGGAUGCAAGAGCCGCCACACAAAGAGGAAGAGACGCAGAGAUCGUCUUCAUCUUCUUCUCACAGAAGGCAUGAGGACAGUCCAUUUUAUCUGACGUCCUAUCCUCGGGGAGCGCGUUCCAAAUUGAGCUCACGAUCCAAAAUAUCAGACCUUGCUGCGGCAGAGCCGGAAGACGUGUCUACGACCUCCGCAUCGCAAGACAAUUUGGACGAUGUGCCAAUUGUAAAGCUUGAACUUUCAGAUUUGUCUUCAAUGCCUAAACAUGAUACCCCGACAGCUGGUGGGACGUUGCAGCCAAAAAAGGUGGCCCACAAAAAGCGCGCACAGCGUAAAUAG
Molecule: messenger RNA, 2451 nt
Organism: Malassezia sympodialis ATCC 42132
Lineage: Eukaryota; Fungi; Basidiomycota; Malasseziomycetes; Malasseziales; Malasseziaceae
Gene: APL5
Product: Apl5p
Biological process (GO): protein targeting to vacuole; Golgi to vacuole transport
Cellular component (GO): endosome membrane; membrane coat; AP-3 adaptor complex
Source: RefSeq, a predicted model, not a curated record